AGGUCAGCUCAAAACAUGGAGAGAGGAGCAGAGAAGCAACGAGGACAAGAGGAGGAAGAAGAGGAAGGAGGCUCCACGGAGAGGCCGUGGGGGGAUGUGGAGGUGCUGGCUCUGGUUUCGGCGUGGGACGAGGUGGUGGCUCAGCACGGGGCUCAGAGCAGAGUCACAUUCCAGCUGAUCUCAGAGCGUCUGAGGCGGCUCAGCGUGGUGCGUAGCUGGAGGGACUGCAGGGCAAAGUGCAGGAGCCUGAGACUGGACAGCACGAGGCCCCCAGCGGAUGGGAGGACGAUGGAAGGGACAGACCAGCAAAGAGGAAUCCCCUCGGCUCACACGCAGGAAGGGGUCAAGACCCAAGUCAGCGUGGCGGAGGAAGGCGGCCGCCACUGGACGGACGACGAGGUGCGCGCCCUGCUGUGCGUGUGGGCGGACGGCCGGGUCCGAGAUCGCCUCAAGAGCACGCUGCGCAACAAGUUCAUCUUCCAAGAGAUGUCUCGCCACAUGCAGCGGACGUUUGGGGUGGUGCGCAACUGGAAGCAGUGUCGCACCAAAUACAAGAACCUCAAGUACGACUACAAGACGGCCAAGAGCGCCCACGAGGGCGACGGAAGUAGUGGCAGUAGCGGCGCGGGGAAGUACAUGAAGUUUUAUGACGAGGUGGAGGCCAUCCUGAUGGACCGUGGCCUGAACGACAUGUCUCUGGAGGUGAAGGGGAAGUUGUUUGAUGGCGAGAAGACAGAAAAGUCUGAAGGCGAGGUCGUCAUAGAGAUUGAUGAUGAUGACAACAGCGAUGAUUGCGAUGAAGACGGCGACACUGAUCCAAAAUGGAAAGGACAAGAUAUGCCCAGCAGCGGCCAGUUCCAUGUGGUCACCGUGUCCGACACAGGCCGUAACUGGAGCGACCAGGAGGUGCGAGCGCUGAUCCGGGUCUGGUCCGACGACCGCGUGCGGCUCCAGCUAGAGAGCUCGACCAGAAAGAGGGACAUCUUUGUGCAGAUCUCCAACAGGCUCAUGCAACAGGGCAUUGAACGAGACUGGAAGCAGUGCCACACCAAGUACAAGAACCUCAAGUACCUCUACCGCUCCUUACAGAAGGGUAAGCCCGACGAGGGCGACCCGAGACGUCUCAUGAGGUUCUAUGACGAAGUGGACGCCAUUAUGAAUCGCAGGGCUACAGACCACCAAGCGGAUUUAGGUCCAGUUUCUAUGCUGGAGAUCCUUGAGGACAUUUCUUCAACCAAGGCUGAUAUGGUGACGGAUAUGGAGGAAAAAACUUGCAGCUCUGAUUCGCUUUCACCGAUUGGCAUUACAGCAAUGCCAAAGGAAGAAAAAGGGAUUCAAACAGAAAGUAGUCACCACUUGGAAUUACAGCACCGACUAACAGGCUCCUGUGUAGAUAGUCGAGCGCACGUCGACCUCAUCAACAGGGGGAGGAAAAGGAAGGCGGAGGAUGAAGACGACACAUUCCCGACACCAUUGAAACGGAUAGACUGUGGCAACAUGACAAUUAAAGAAGAGCCGGAUCACAUUCCGAUCAUAGACGUCCAUUCAAUUUGCUCCAUGGCCUCAAAAGAGGCUCCUCCAAAGACACAGGUGCAUGUCUUUGGAGGUGGGAGGAAGCCGGAGUACCCGGAGGGAACCCACGCAGUCACGGGGAGGACAUGCAAACUCCACCACAAAAACGAUGCAACUUCCUACACGCGCCUUAGAAGUGAUUACCAUGCUGCCUUCACGUACCUGUGCUGCAGCGCCACCAACCCCAGAGUCAGGACCUGGGCCACCUCCAGCUGUGUGGGCCACUCUCCGGCCGCCACGCAGCCGAACACCCCGCACUCCUCGCCGAUGCCGUUCUCCUCGAACUCCAUCCUCUCUUUCCACGGCGCGUCGACGAGAACCAUGGCCCCCAAACAAGAGUUGAGCAUCGGCAAGAAGCUGAACGAGGGAAAGACCAAGCAGAUCUUUGAGCUCCUGGACCAGCCCGGACUGGUCCUGGUGCAGUCCAAAGACCAAAUCACGGCCGGGAAUGCUGCGAGGAAAGACCAGAUGGAGGGCAAAGCGGCCAUCGCCAAUAAGACGACGAGCUGCGUCUUUAAGUUGCUGCAGGAAGCUGGCAUCGAGACGGCCUUUGUGAAGCAGCACUCCGACACGGCGUUCAUCGCCGCCCACUGCGAGAUGAUCCCUAUCGAGUGGGUGUGCCGGCGAGUGGCCACCGGGUCGUUCCUGAAGAGGAACCCUGGCGUGAAGGAGGGGUACCGCUUCUCGCCCCUCAAGAUGGAGAUGUUCUUCAAAGACGACGCCAACAACGACCCCCAGUGGUCGGAGGAGCAGAUCCUGGAGGCCAAAUUCCUCCUGGGCGGCCUUACCAUCGGCAAGUGUGAGGUGGACGUGAUGAACCGCAGCACGGUGGCCAUCUUUGAGAUCCUGGAGAAGUCGUGGGCCACGCAGAACUGCACUCUGGUGGACAUGAAGAUUGAGUUUGGCGUGAACGUGAAGACCCAGGAGAUCGUUCUGGCUGAUGUGAUCGACAAUGACUCGUGGAGACUGUGGCCUGCUGGAGAUAGAAGCCAGCAAAAAGAUAAGCAGGUGUAUCGGGACCUCAAAGAGGUCACACCAGAGGCGAUGCAGAUGGUCAAGAGGAACUUUGAGUGGGUUUCCGAAAGGGUCAAGCUGCUGCUGGAGUCCCAGGCCGGGGGCAGAGUGGUGGUCCUGAUGGGCUCCACCUCAGACCUGGCCCACUGUGAGAAGAUCAAGAAGGCGUGUGGCUCCUACGGCGUUCCCUGCGUACUGAGAGUCACCUCGGCUCACAAAGGCCCGGAUGAGACUCUGCGCAUUAAAGCCGAAUACGAAGGAGACGGCGUUCCGACCGUGUUUGUGGCGGUGGCCGGCAGAAGCAACGGCCUCGGGCCCGUGAUGUCCGGAAACACGGCGUACCCCGUCAUCAACUGCCCGCCUCUGACGCCCGACUGGGGCUCCCAAGAUGUUUGGUCCUCCCUCCGAAUGCCGAGUGGUCUGGGCUGUCCCACCAUCCUCUCCCCAGAGGCGGCGGCUCAGUUUGCAGCUCAGGUCUUCGGGCUGACCAACCACCUGGUGUGGUGCAAGCUGAGGGCCUCCAUGCUCAACACCUGGGUGGCCCUCAAGGUGGCCGACAAGAAGCUUCAGGCCUGCAGCAUCUGAGCUGACCGCCACCUCAGCGGGCCUGCUUGUGCUCUUCAUCACCCUCCAAACAUCAAUCUGUACCUGCGUCACAAACUAAUCAUUCCAUUCAAAUCAAUUUGAUAAACUUUCUAACAAACUUAGUCUGCUUUGUUUGGAUUACAUUUUAUGUGCGCUGAUGGAGAAAUGAUUCAACAUGAAGCAAGUAGUUUUCCCUGUAUUUGGAAAUUAAUUUCACAAAUAAAUACCAUGAAUA
Molecule: messenger RNA, 3406 nt
Organism: Nerophis lumbriciformis (worm pipefish)
Lineage: Eukaryota; Metazoa; Chordata; Actinopteri; Syngnathiformes; Syngnathidae
Gene: paics
Product: phosphoribosylaminoimidazole carboxylase, phosphoribosylaminoimidazole succinocarboxamide synthetase
Biological process (GO): 'de novo' IMP biosynthetic process
Cellular component (GO): cytosol
Molecular function (GO): phosphoribosylaminoimidazolesuccinocarboxamide synthase activity
Source: RefSeq, a predicted model, not a curated record